CUGUGAUUUAGAUUUUGUGAUUGGCUUCUGGUGCAGGUUUUUGUUGCAUCUUUUGCAUUGGUUGGGUUAUAGUUUGAAAAAGGGUGAGCGUAUUUGUCAGUUUUUGAUUAUCUGUGGAGGAAUUUUGGUUUGUGGUUUUGAAUUGAUUUGAUUUGCAGAGGGAGCUAGAUUCGUCAGUUUUGUUCUGCUGGGGAAGAAGCCGAAUUACUAAUUCUGUUCUUUUCUUUUGUCAGUCUUGAUCACAUCUGGGUGCUUUUGAUCUCAUCUCAAUCGCUCCAACUGCAGUUUAUUUGGGUGGUUAUGACAAUUGACAAAGAAGACAAAGCGGCUAGAGCUUAUGACUUAGCAGCAUUGAAAUAUUGGGGCACCAGUCCCACAACCACUACCAACUUCCCGAUGAGUGCAUAUAUGAUAUAUUCUGAUCAGUAGCUAUGAGAACAAGAUUGAUGAAAUGAAGCCCAUGACAAGACAGGAGUAUGUUGCAUCUUUGAGGAGAAAGGAAACCCCUCAUCAUUCUUAUAAUUUGGACACUCAUAUGCAUCAGUUCAAGGGAAGUAGCGCAAGCAUCAGAACCAAAAAGGUGAAAGCUGAAUGCCAACAGUUCAGGGAAUAUUGUAGGGCAGGAAAUGGAGAAUGGUUAUUGUUUGGAACAGCACACGAGAGGAUCAGAGGAUGAUUGUUACUGAUAUUCGAUUUAGAACAAAUCUCCUGAACAGAAAAUGAACAAGUAUGAUGGUAGAGUUCCUA
Molecule: messenger RNA, 747 nt
Organism: Rosa chinensis
Lineage: Eukaryota; Viridiplantae; Streptophyta; Magnoliopsida; Rosales; Rosaceae
Product: histidine-containing phosphotransfer protein 4-like
Exons: 6
Coding region: 452-676 (74 amino acids)
Biological process (GO): phosphorelay signal transduction system; cytokinin-activated signaling pathway; phosphorylation
Cellular component (GO): cytoplasm; nucleus
Molecular function (GO): protein histidine kinase binding; histidine phosphotransfer kinase activity
Source: RefSeq, a predicted model, not a curated record